AAAGUACUGAAGACGCUUCCCCAGCACAGCUGCUAAAGCUCCGGAGCCGAGAGCGUGUGCGGAGGCGGCGGCGGCGGCGACGGUAGCAGGAGCCGCCACCUCCGGGACCCCCGCAGCUGAGAGGCGGCGGGAGCGGCAGGCGCAGGCGGCGCGCCCUGGGAAGGACUCGAGAGCGCGCUCGCCGCUGCUGGGAGCGUUGCCGCCUCGCGGUUCCUCGCUCACUUCGCUUCCAGAAGGGGCGGCCGCCUCCAGGUGACACUGUCGGGACUCCUGCUUUCGCUUUCCAGAUGCAUCAGAGAUACUUUUGGACUGACCAAGGCCAAGUGGCGUUUGGCGGUCACUUCAUGGCGGAAGGCGAAGAGUACUUUGCCGUGGCUGAGGGCGAGAUGGCCGGCUGCUCGUACCCCGCCCUGAGCGGCGGCGACCUCGGCGGCGGCGGCUUCGGCGGGCAUUGCUUGGACUAUUGCGAAAGCCCCACAGCGCACUGUAACGUGCUGACCUGGGAGCAAGUGCAGCGGCUGGACGGGAUCCUGAGCGAAACCAUCCCGAUCCACGGGCGCGGCAACUUCCCCACGCUGGAGCUGCAGCCGAGCCUGAUCGUGAAAGUGGUGCGGCGGCGCCUGGCCGAGAAGCGCAUCGGCGUCCGCGACGUGCGCCUCAAUGGCUCGGCCGCCAGCCACGUCCUGCACCAGGACAGCGGCCUGGGGUACAAGGACCUGGACCUCAUCUUCUGCGCCGACCUGCGCGGGGAAGAGGAGUUUCAGACUGUGAAGGACGUCGUCCUGGACUGCCUGUUGGACUUCUUACCCGAAGGGGUGAAUAAGGAGAAGAUCACGCCGCUCACGCUCAAGGAAGCUUAUGUGCAGAAAAUGGUUAAGGUGUGCAAUGACUCUGACCGAUGGAGUCUUAUAUCUCUGUCAAACAACAGUGGCAAAAAUGUGGAACUGAAAUUUGUGGAUUCCCUCCGGAGGCAGUUUGAAUUUAGUGUAGAUUCUUUUCAAAUCAAAUUAGACUCUCUUCUCCUCUUUUAUGAAUGUUCAGAGAACCCAAUGACUGAGACAUUUCACCCCACAAUAAUCGGUGAGAGCGUCUAUGGAGAUUUCCGCGAAGCCUUUGAUCACCUUUGUAACAAGAUCAUUGCCACCAGGAACCCAGAGGAAAUCCGAGGGGGAGGCCUGCUUAAGUACUGCAACCUGUUAGUGAGGGGCUUCAGGCCUGCCUCUGAUGAGAUCAAGACCCUUCAGAGGUAUAUGUGUUCCAGGUUUUUCAUCGACUUCUCAGACAUUGGAGAGCAGCAGAGAAAACUGGAGUCCUAUUUGCAGAACCACUUCGUGGGAUUGGAAGACCGAAAGUACGACUAUCUCAUGACCCUUCAUGGAGUGGUGAAUGAGAGUACAGUGUGCCUGAUGGGACAUGAAAGAAGACAGACUUUAAACCUUAUCACAAUGCUGGCCAUCCGAGUGCUGGCUGACCAAAAUGUCAUCCCUAACGUGGCUAAUGUCACUUGCUAUUACCAGCCGGCCCCCUAUGUAGCAGAUGCCAACUUUAGCAAUUAUUAUAUUGCACAGGUCCAGCCAGUGUUCACAUGCCAGCAACAGACAUACUCCACUUGGUUACCCUGCAAUUAAGAAUCAUUUAACAAUAUCUUGUGGGGAAGCCAUUACAGACAAUAUAGGGGAAAAAAAAGAAAGUCUGAGUGACCCAGCCCUGAUUAAGAAUGUAUUUUGUGCAAUGAUGAUCUGCUCCUGGUUUUAAGCUUGGCAAAGCUUGUGGGUCUUUCCAUAGGUAUGGGAGCAUGAUCUCCAAACAACCCUCCACCCAGCGCCCCCACCUGAUCCUCCUACCCAAUUGGAUUCUGUCUGGAAGCAAAAGAGACCUGUCAAUAAAAGCAACUAGGCUCUCUUAAAAUAACAAGGGAAGAAAUGCUUGAUGACAAUAUAGGUUUGCAGUACCUGCUCCCAUAGCUUUGCCAUGGGGGGAGAAAAGUGGAGAUUAUUUUAAAAGAUGGAAUUCACAAAAGGGAAAAUACACAGGAAAAAAGGUCUUACCCCAACUUAAUUAUCAGUUCAGGAGUUCAGACAGUGAAAAUACUAUAGAAAGAAGAAGAACCCCAACAUUGGAACUGAUAUCUGAGGCUUUAGCAGGUGCUUUCUGUGGAACUAUCCUAUUGUGAUGACAGAAACAGCUUGCUCUGAAUGAACAGUAAGUAGUAGGUUGGUGCAAUUCUCAUGACAAACAGUAGAACUUAUGAUGACACAAUCCAUUAUUUCCAGCUGUGUGCACAGCUAGCAUUUUUAAAAUGUGAAAAUGCAAGUAGAAACAGCUGUAGCAAAGAAAGUAUGCUCAAGGACCAAAGAUUUAGCAGAUAAAAAUAUCCUAGUAGAAGAGAUAUAGUAAAAUAUAUAAAGAGUUACUAUAUUUGUUAUACACCAAUGUACAUCAAAGUGCCUGUUGCCUUCUGAAAAUUUGAAAUGGGAAAGUUUUAUGGUUUAAUGAUCAUUUUAUUUUAUCAGGGACUCAAGAAGAAAAUAACACAUAAGCUUGUGAAUGGUGGAGGAAAUGCCCUACUUUUUCUUGGCAAAUACUUGUAUAAAGUUAACAUUGUUGGUGUGAUAUUAUCAUAGGUACAUGUGUAUGUGUGUAUAUUAUGUGUGUGUAUAUACAUAUUUGGAUAUGUAUACAUACACACAAUACAUCAACUAUGGUCUAGAAUAAUGUAGCAAAUAGGAAAUGUUUAAAUACUAUGUGCUUUUAUGUUUUCAACAGGAUGACGUGAGACGUGGGCAUAUUCCAGUGAUGAAUUAAAACCCACAUCUAGAAAAAAGCAAAUGAAGGAGGAAAACAAAUAAUAUAUUUGCUAGGAAGAGCAGAGAUUAUACAUUUUUAGAGAGUGGGUUUUUUUUGUUUUCCUUUUUUGUGAGCCGUAGAAUUCCACAAAUGGGAAGAAUAUUUGCAGAGUACUCUUUUUUUUUAAAAUACUGAACUACCAUUCUGACAGUUUGACUUUUUUAUUAUUUGUAAUACUUGCAUGCCUCCAUGGUGUAAAAUACAGUAAAUCAUGGCUCAGUGGUAGUCUUUUGAAAUCCCUGACUGCUAAAAAGAAUUUCUGGUGAUCUGAACACUACUUAUUAAUAUUUAAAUGAAUUUUUUAAUGAAUGUGUUUUGCAUUCCAGGACCACUAGAAUUUAGUAAAUGUGAAAUGACCCUUUUUAAAGAAAUAUUUGCACAAUUGCUUAAAAUUUAUAUGAGAUAUAUAUUAUAUAUGAAAUUUUAUAAAUUCAUGUCAAUAUGAAACAUGUUUGAUCUGGUUGUUACACUGCAUUUAAAUAUUUAGUACUGUACUUCAAAUUCAAUCACUUUGCUUUGAAUCAAAUCCAACUUUUAUUUUCUCUUUCCCAGUGAACAGUUGUACAACCUUUGUGAAAUGAACUGGCAUCACCGUUUCAGUUCAGUGACAGCUAAUUCUAAAACCUACUCCUUGAUUCCUUUCGAUACUAGUUUCUGAAAAUGCGUUUGUUAAAAACAAAACUAACACAUAAAAACCUUCCCUUUGUUAUUGUGAAAUAGCCACAUAAGCCCUACCAACUCUAGUGGAUGACUGCUUACUAUGAAAAAUCAAUCAGAUUUUUGUCAUCAGUUAAGGAUUGGGGAAGAAAAUAGCACCACCCUUCUGGCAGUGUAAUUUAUUUGUUUAUUACAUGGGCAUCUCUCAGAUGCUCAGUGCUAGGUCAGUCCAUCUGAACCAUCUUUUGCACGUCUUUGAAGCCUUAACAGGGACUUGAUGGGUUUGCUGUAGCAGCUUCCCUGUGAAUUCUGUCGGAGCUGUAACAGCUACCGCACUGCCGCUAACUGUUCCCUAGGGAGCUCUUCCUUGUCCCAUGCUGGUUCAGUCUCCCUCACUCCAGCCCUAGGUUUGAAAAAGUAAUUGUGAGUUUCCAGGAAAUAUCAUUCCAUUUGCAGAUUAAGCCUGAUACUUCACUGUCAGAAACCAGAGUUCUACUUGCUCUCCUGUUGGGAAGUUUCCUAAGAGAAAACUUAAGGGAACACUUGGAAACAGAGGAGCAGCUGGUAAUCUGCCUCCUUCCUUAUCCUAACUCAUAACAAGUGAGUUGUCCACUAUGUUCAAAAGAAUCUGGAGGUCUCUGGCUCGGCUGUAGCAGCAACUUGCUGCUAAUUUAUGACACAGAUGUUUGUUCGGAGACGCCCUAUUUGAAAAUAUACUUCAUUUAUUAUCUCAAAUAUUUACGUUCUUUUCUUGCUUACUCCAGGGUUGGGAGCAUAGAUGGAAGUGCCAGUAUCUGGCAUUCAGAUAAAACAGCUCACGAAAACCUUAGCAGUUACUUUUAAGACAGAUAAUUUAUUUCUCUUUUGUAUGUACUAUAGUCUUGUGCAUAUGUAGUUGAACAAACAGUGGAACAUGUCUCUCUCUGUGGAUGUGUGGCCUAACAGUCUGAAUGUCUGGCGAGAGAAAGCCGUGUGUAUAGGUCAGCAAAAAGGACAGCUCUCAACUCCUGUUUAGUGCCUGUGAUUUGCUUGCUUGCGUGUUUGUCUAGCCUACUGUGCCGUCACUUUAAAACAGGAAAAAAUUUUUCUCUUCUGAAGGCUUUUCUCACUGUCCAGUUUGGCAUAUCAGAGAACAUUCAGCCUGUGAGAGUGACCUUUUAAAAAGUUAUACUUCAUUUGCAGUAAAUCUAGUUUCCUCAAGAAAUUCUGUGUCAAGAUGGACAUUUCCCUCCCAGAAAAGGGAUCAAGUAUCUUAAUCUGCUCACUUUGGUAUUGGAUGGACUAUUUUAACAUGUCUCCAAAAAAUGCAAGGAUGGAAGAAUAUCUGUGAGCCAAGCCAAAGCAGAAAUGCAAAGAAAAGUGGACGUAUUACUGUUUUUGCCACCCCUUUUUGCUUGCUUCUGUUGGUUGCUUUACUGUGUAUAAAAUUGUUUUCAGUGCAAUGCUUGUCAAAUAAAUAUUGUGGACUAUUUUGUAAAUGAAAUGUAUUAUGUUGAAAGCUGUUAGCAGUUCAAAAAUAAGCUUUUUUGUUGUUUGACGACAAAGUGUGUGAAAUGAAACCCAAAAGCCAAAAAAAAAGUAAUUUCAUGUAUAGGACCUAUUUGAAUAUAAUCUUUCCUUAAGAUUGCUUAUAGCAUAGCCUUUUCAGUGCUAAGAAAGAAUCUCUGUGUUAUUUUGUUGUUAUAAUGGCUUGCUAACAAAGUACCUGGUAAAAGUACAAAGUUGGAAGAUGUCAAGGUAAUUUGGCAAGACUUGCUGCAAAGCCUUGUAGGAUGGAGGAGGCUGUACCCACUGGCUGUCUCUCUCCAACCUCUCUACAACCAUUGCCUGCUCUGAGAUAUCCUAUUGCAGCAAGCUGCACCUUGGGCCACUCUUCUGAAAUAUUUUGACUUUAGGCUGUCACAGGCUGAAAAGGAGUUGACGGAGAAUGGCCUCUUAAAAACUGACAUGUUGAAUCAGUGCUAGAGGGAACAGAUUGUGAAUCUUGUUUACAGCAUCCAAUAUUUGGAUUUUUUUCCCUUGUAAAUAAAAAGAACUUAUUUUUUUCUAUUGA
Manis pentadactyla (Chinese pangolin) is the source of this 5557-nucleotide messenger RNA. RefSeq names its product terminal nucleotidyltransferase 5A (gene TENT5A). NCBI's taxonomy places the organism in Eukaryota, Metazoa, Chordata, Mammalia, Pholidota, Manidae. Bases 288 to 1628 code for a protein of 446 amino acids. Gene Ontology annotation, molecular function: RNA binding; poly(A) RNA polymerase activity. Gene Ontology annotation, biological process: mRNA stabilization. The transcript is spliced from 3 exons. The record is from RefSeq and is a predicted model, not a curated record.